AGACCACUAGUAUGCCUACGAUGAGAGCAAGUUUCUCAAAAGUCUCUGAAGAUUUCAAGCUACCUCUCCGCUGGGACAAACUCUAGGCAACAACACGAAAGAAAAUUCUGUCCUCCGGGACCCCUCCAAGAGGGCCUUUCCCACUGACGCUCUCCGUCCCCGAGCGAAGCCGCUGAGUGUUGCUAUUGGCUAUUCAGGAUGCCAAUCGCCAAGGCUGUCUUACCAUUGGUUUCAGGGCGGGAGCUCCACGACUAGAGGGAAGGAGAAGGGAUCAGGAGCGGGAGCUGAGGGGAGGGAGAGGCCGGUUCGGGUCUGGCCGCCACCGCUGCUCACCUGAGGUGUCCGGCCGGGCUGCGGCUGUCCUCGGUUCCUGGGUACCGUCUGCGAGGCCCCGCGGAGCCAGCGUGGGAGGGCCGCAGGCGGCAGGCGCCGCAUCAUGUCAGCCAAGGACGAGCGGGCCAGGGAUAUCCUGAGAGGCUUCAAACUAAAUUGGAUGAACCUUCGGGAUGCCGAAACAGGGAAGAUACUCUGGCAAGGAACAGAAGACCUGUCUGUCCCUGGUGUGGAACAUGAAGGUACUUUGCAGCCCCUUGAGUGUGCAAACUAUGCCCAAUGCCAGACAGCACCCUGGCAUCAAGGAGCUAAGUAAGCAUGCAUCUACUAGACAGCCCGUGUGCCCAAGAAAAUCCUCAAGUGCAAGGCAGUGUCUCGAGAACUGAACUUUUCUUCAGCAGAGCAAAUGGAAAAAUUCCGCCUGGAACAAAAAGUUUACUUCAAAGGACAAUGUCUGGAAGAGUGGUUCUUCGAGUUUGGCUUUGUGAUCCCUAACUCCACAAACACCUGGCAGUCCUUGAUAGAAGCAGCGCCUGAGUCCCAGAUGAUGCCCGCCAGCGUCCUAACGGGCAACGUCAUCAUAGAGACAAAGUUCUUUGACGACGAUCUUCUUGUCAGCACAUCCAAAGUGAGGCUUUUCUACGUUUGAGAGAACUUGUGUGCAUUUCCAAGAAUUUGGACCGGGGAGCAGGAGGAAGCUGUACUUGUUCCUCUGCACAUCUGACUUUGAUACUACAGCUGACUCCUUCAACACAGAACCCACCUGUGCACCCGGAAACCAGCUCUAACUAGGCAGCCAGUUGGCUUUUCUCCCCAGACCUCCAUCUUCACUGACAAGACUAAACCCCACCAAGCCAAGGGCAGGGUGAGCCUCAACUCCUUCCUGGUGCAAACGUGGGAAGAAACCCAUACCAGGAGCCACACUGCGCCUGUCACCUGCCCCGCCGCCUCCUUGGGCCCUACAGGCUUUCUUUGGCCUCCGGUUUUGAAAAAAAUUGACCUUUCUGACCCAUUUAGGUUUUUCCUACCACUUCUAUUUCAUACAUUCUCAUACCUUUAACUUGUAAAAUAGACUCUGAUAUUAUUAUUACGUAAUGUAAUUAAAGCAUUAAAAUAUUCCUACAGUCUUUAGCAUG
Molecule: messenger RNA, 1469 nt
Organism: Grammomys surdaster
Lineage: Eukaryota; Metazoa; Chordata; Mammalia; Rodentia; Muridae
Gene: Pde6d
Product: phosphodiesterase 6D
Exons: 5
Coding region: 740-982 (80 amino acids)
Biological process (GO): sensory perception of light stimulus
Cellular component (GO): cytoplasm
Source: RefSeq, a predicted model, not a curated record